Messenger RNA from Rotaria sp. Silwood2, 496 nucleotides. NCBI's taxonomy places the organism in Eukaryota, Metazoa, Rotifera, Eurotatoria, Philodinida, Philodinidae. The record is from the annotation of a GenBank genome assembly.
AUGGAGGAUCUCGAUCCUGUGAUAGGAUACGCUGCAGAACCUUUGUUACCACUUCACGAAGCAUGUGUUCCGUUGUCCAACAUUCUCCACAACUUAUCAUUCUACGUAGAAUUGGCGUUCAAUGAAACACCACAAGAGCCACCCGAUAGCUUGACUGUGGACGAGAGUGCUGCAAUUCGUCUCUAUACUAUUGAAUGGGAAAAACCUCAUCGAAGUCUCUAUUCAAUGCUUAAUUACACUCUCAAAACGGCUCCACGUGAAGAACUUCGACCUUAUUUCAAGUAUAUGAAAUUGUUCUUGACUGCUCUCGCCAAGUUACCCUGUGUUCCACCACUAACAGUGUGGCGAGGUGUAGCCAAAGAUUUAAGUGCUGAUUUUCCACCAGGCACUCUUGUGACAUGGUGGGCAUUUUCCUCGUGCACUUCUGCACUGCCUGUAUUGGAAAAUAAUAUGUACCUAGGUUCAGAAGGUGAGAGAACUCUUUUCUCGGUCGAAG